ACCCUCUCUGGUUAUUUUGCGGCAGGGACUUCAACCUUGAUGACCUGGGAGUCAGGAUGGCUCUAAACAGACACCUCUCUCUUCAGAGACUCGGCUUCCUCCUGCUCAUCAUGGUGGGGGGUCAAGCUCUGGAGCUGAGGCUGAAGGAUGGACGCCACCGCUGUGAGGGGAGAGUGGAAGUGAAGCACCAAGGAAUAUGGGCUUCCGUAUAUACUCAGUACUGGUUCAUGGAGGCUGCAGAAGUGGUGUGCAAAGAGCUGGGAUGUGGACUUGCUAUUGAUGCUCCCAGAGGGUCUUAUUUUGGACCAAGGCUUGGUCCUAUUUGGGUUUUCACUAUUUACUGCAACAAUACCAAGCCAGAUUCACCUCUCAGUAUUGAUGGUUGUGUUCAUCUCGACUUUAAAAACUAUAAUCAUACCUUUUCUCACGACCAGGAUGUUGGAGCAGUCUGCUCAGGAUUCGUGCAUCUAGUUCAAGGGAAUGGACCCUGUUCAGGGCGAGUAGAAGUGCAUUCUGGAGAAGACUGGACACCAGUGUCUGAUGGGAACUUUACAUUCCCCACUGCCCAGGUCAUCUGUGCAGAGCUGGGAUGUGGCAAGGCUGUGUCUGUUCUGGGUCAGAGGCCCCUCAGAGAGUCAGAUGACCAGGUCUGGCCUGAAGAGUUCAGGUGUAAGGGGGACGAGCCUGAGCUCUGGUCCUGCCCCAGAGUGCCCUGUCCAGGAGGCACUUGUCACCACAGUGGAGCUGUUCAAGUUGUCUGUUCAGUGUACUCAGAAGUCCGGCUCAUGAGAAAUGGCACCUCUCAGUGUGCGGGGCGAGUGGAGAUGAAUAUUUCUGGAGGAUGGAGAACACUCUGUGCCUCCCACUGGACCAUGGCCAAUGCCAAUGUUGUGUGUCGUCAGCUCGGCUGUGGAGUCGCCCUCUCCACCCCAAAGGGAGUAGAGGGAGGUGAUCCGAUGUGGAAAGCCCGAUUUCACUGCUCUGGGGCUGAGUCCUUCUUGUGGCAUUGCCCUGUGACUUCCCUGGGUGUUCCUGACUGUGCCCAUGGGAACACAGCCUCUGUGAUCUGCUCAGGAAACCAGACCCAGGUGCUGCCUCAGUGCAAUGACUCCCUGUCUGAACCAGCAGGCUCUGCAGCCUCAGAGGAGAGCGCCGCCAGCUGCUCAGACAGCAGACAGCUGCGCCUGGUGGAUGGAGGGAGUUACUGCUCAGGGAGAGUGGAGAUCCUUCACCAGGGCUCCUGGGGCACCGUCUGUGAUGACAGCUGGGACCUGGACGAUGCGCAUGUGGUGUGCAGGCAGCUGGGCUGUGGAGAAGCCCUCAGUGCCCCAGGGUCUGCUCACUUUGGGGUGGGCUCAGGCCACAUCUGGCUGGAUGACGUGAACUGCACAGGAAAGGAGCCCCACGUGUGGCAGUGCCCUUUCGGGGGCUGGGGGCGGCACGACUGCAGACACAAGGAAGACGCAGGGGUCAUCUGCUCAGAGUCCCUGGCCCUCAGGGUGGUGAGCGAGGACCAGGAGUGUGCCGGGUGGCUGGAAGUUUUCUACAACGGGACCUGGGGCGGUGUCUGCCGCAGCCCCAUGGAAGACCUCACCUUGUCCAUGAUCUGCAGGCAGCUUGGCUGUGGGGACAGUGGAACCCUCAACUCUUCGGUGGCUUUUAGGGAAGGUUCUAGACCCUGGUGGGUGGAUAGAAUCCAGUGUCGGAAAACUGAUCGCUCUCUCUGGGAGUGUCAUUCUGACCCUUGGAAGUACAUUUCAUGUUCUCCAAAGGAGGAAGCCUAUGUCUCUUGUGCAG
This is a messenger RNA of Sus scrofa (pig), 1797 nucleotides long. The record is from RefSeq and is a predicted model, not a curated record. NCBI's taxonomy places the organism in Eukaryota, Metazoa, Chordata, Mammalia, Artiodactyla, Suidae.